UACAAUUCGCGCCUAACGGCUUAGCCAGAAAUGCCACCCGCAGUCGGGCCCCGGGCCGGAAACCUCCCCGACGCGGGGCCGCGUGCAGGGGAAGGGGCGGGCGCAGGCUGCGGGGUCGGCACGGAAGAUGCACGCGGGGCUCCUGGGGCUCUCGGCCCUGCUGCAGGCGGCCGAGCAGAGCGCGCGCCUUUACACCGUGGCUUACUACUUCACCACAGGACGGCUUCUGUGGGGGUGGCUGGCCCUUGCUGUCCUCCUGCCCGGGUUCUUGGUCCAGGCCCUGAGCUACCUGUGGUUCCGAGCAGACGGGCAUCCAGGGCAUUGCUCCUUGGUGAUGCUGCACCUCCUACAGCUUGGUGUUUGGAAGCGGCACUGGGACGCUGCACUGACCGCUCUGCAGAAGGAACCAGAGGCUCCCCACCGAGGCUGGCUGCAGCUGCAGGAGGCCGACCUGUCGGCCCUUCGACUCUUGGAGGCCCUGCUGCAGACUGGGCCCCACCUGCUGCUUCAGACAUAUGUUUUUCUAGCCUCAGACUUCACAGAUAUUGUGCCAGGGGUGAGCACCCUGUUCUCCUGGUCCUCACUCUCCUGGGCACUGGUGUCCUACACUCGCUUCAUGGGCUUCAUGAAGCCAGGCCACCUGGCCAUGCCAUGGGCCGCCCUCUUCUGCCAGCAGCUCUGGAGGAUGGGCAUGUUGGGAACCCGCGUGAUGAGUCUGGUUCUGUUCUACAAAGCCUACCACUUUUGGGUUUUUGUGGUUGCAGGUGCCCACUGGCUGGUGAUGACAUUCUGGCUUGUCGCCCAGCAGAGUGACAUCAUCGACAGCACCUGCCACUGGAGGCUGUUCAACCUGCUCGUGGGGGCCGUGUACAUCCUCUGCUACCUCAGCUUCUGGGACAGCCCUUCUAGAAAUAGGAUGGUCACGUUCUACAUGGUCAUGCUGCUGGAGAACACCAUCCUGCUGCUGUUGGCCACCGACUUUCUCCAGGGGGCAUCGUGGACCAGCCUGCAGACCAUAGCUGGGGUCCUGUCUGGGUUUCUGAUUGGCAGUGUCUCACUGGUAAUUUAUUACAGCCUACUGCAUCCAAAAUCCACAGACAUCUGGCAGGGCUGCCUAAGGAAGUCCUGUGGCAUUGCAGGAGGUGAUAAAACAGAGAGAAGAGCUUCUCCCCGGGCCACGGAUCUAGCUGGGAAGAGAACCGAGAGCUCAGGCUCAUGCCAAGGGGCAAGUUAUGAACUAACCAUUUUAGGGAAGCCCCCUACCCCUGAGCAGGUCCCCCCAGAGGCCGGGCUGGGGACCCAGGUUGCUGUGGAGGACUCUUUCCUCAGUCAUCACCACUGGCUGUGGGUGAAACUUGCCCUAAAAACAGGAAAUAUGUCUAAGAUCAAUGCCGCCUUUGGAGAUGACAAUCCUGUCUAUUGUCCACCAGCAUGGGGGUUGAGUCAACAGGACGACCUGCAGAGAAAGGCCUUGUCUGCCCAGCGAGAGCUCCCAUCCUCAUCCCGUCACCCCUCAACCUUAGAGAACAGCUCUGCGUUUGAAGGUGUCUCUAAAGCAGAGGCCGACCCAUUGGAAACCUCAAGUUACGUAUCUUUUGCCAGCGAUCAGCAGGAUGAAGCACCUACCCAGAACCCAGCAGCCACGCAGGGGGAAGGCACCCCAAAGGAAGGAGCUGACGCUGUUUCUGGGACACAGGGGAAGGGGACAGGUGGGCAGCAGAGAGGAGGGGAAGGACAGCAGAGUUCCACGUUGUACUUCAGCGCCACUGCAGAAGUGGCCACAUCCUCACAACAAGAAGGCAGCCCAGCUACUCUGCAAACGGCCCACUCUGGAAGGAGGCUGGGAAAGAGCAGCCCUGCCCAGCCUGCAUCGCCCCACCCAGUGGGCUUGGCGCCCUUCCCCGCCACCAUGGCCGACAUUAGCCCCAUCCUAGGCACAGGCCCAUGUAGAGGCUUCUGCCCCAGUGCAGGCUUCCCUGGAAGAACCCUCAGUAUCUCAGAGCUAGAGGAGCCGCUGGAGCCCACAAGGGAGCUAAGUCACCAUGCAGCUGUUGGUGUGUGGAUGUCAUUGCCACAGCUGAGGACUGCCCAUGAGCCCUGCCUCACGUCCACCCCUAAGUCUGAGUCUAUCCAAACAGACUGCAGCUGCAGGGAACAGAUGAAGCAAGAGCCGAGUUUUUUCAUCUGACCACAGUCAUGGUGGGAUAAGACAACAGGCUGACAAACCAAGCUGGCCAUUUGGUACAGUGAGAAAGGAAAUCCCACUUCUGACACCUGUGUCCUUGGGCACAUCACUGUCACCUCUGAAUCUCCAUCUGCAUCCCUGAAAAAUGAGGAAACAGGGCUGGAUGAUUUUGCAGGUCCAGUGUAAACAUCACAGACCCCAUCCAUGCAUAGGAGAGACUCUAACACACUUUAGAGGAGGAGAAAGAGAUUCCAGUCAAAAUUGUCUGCUACCUUUUAUGAGCUGUAGGUUCCCUUAUUUUAUCUUUUUGCUGUGGCUUCUAGGAAACACAAAGGUAAAACCCAGAUUCCUAUUUUAUUUGAGGUUCUUGUUACAAUUAGCUUUGCCUCACACUUAGCGGUUAUGAAUCUCAUUUUAAUAUAUUCUAACUGUAUUAUGUUAUGAAAUCUCUUGGUAAGAUAAUUUGCCUGCUUUCUGGGAGUAGAUAAGGCCUGUGUGCUUGUAAUAACUAACAUAACUGAAAGUGCAAAUGUCAUUCUAAGAUUCCCAUAUCUUUUGGUUAGGGGACAAUAUUAGAGCUUUUAAAAAGGAAGGGUAGACUCACUUAGCUCAGCCUCACCCAUGCUAAGGGCAUA
This is a messenger RNA of Pan troglodytes (chimpanzee), 2820 nucleotides long. RefSeq names its product XK related 5 (gene XKR5). Gene Ontology annotation, cellular component: membrane. NCBI's taxonomy places the organism in Eukaryota, Metazoa, Chordata, Mammalia, Primates, Hominidae. The record is from RefSeq and is marked provisional.